AGCUGAGAGAGGGCCCUAACACGCAACCUUGGUGGAGCCUGUAGCCCAUAGUAGAGGAGCCUGUCGAACGAGAGCCAGCAAGCAACAUCUUGGAGUUGAGAGAAGAGUUCGGAAAUCUUUGUCUAAUAGAGAAAAUGCAGGAAGACGUACCUCACGGGACGGAUCUCUUGCAUCUGGGUAAAGCAGAAGCAGAAACAGAGGAGAAUUUGACAAUGGCCUACAAGCCUGUGAAGAAAAGGAUUUCACCGGUGGAGAUGAAAAUUUUGCUCACCGACGACAAUCCAGUAUACGAGCGACCAAGACGUAUGUUUUAUGCAGACCGGAAGAUAGUGGAUGAUGGAGAACGAGGCUAUCGACGAGAUGGAUGCAGAGAGGGAGAAGAAGUGCGUCGUCAAGCCCGGGAGAACAUUGUCGUUAUUCAAGAAGAAAAUCAACGAACUUUCAACGCAAACCGAAGAACAGAACCCGAAUAUGCCAUCGACGAGCUAGUAGCCAUUAGGCGAACGCAGUAUGGAGUGGGACUAAAGUUAAAGCCGAAAUAUCUGGGUCCAUAUAAAAUCGUGAAGAUGAGACGUGGGCGAUACACUGUGGAAAAGACUGGCGUUCACGAAGGUCCAGGUCGAACCCCGACAAUGGCUGAGUUCAUGAAAAGAUGGGAUCCCUCAUUCGGGCCGAAUGAGCGCGCAGGAUGGCCGAAUGUAGGAAAUGACGGACACGACGAACAGACAUAAUAGGAGACAGAGCGCACAGUGUAUGACCGGACUAAUACGGACAACAAUGUAACGCAACAAAAAGACCGAGAUUACCAUACCGCGAACAUACCCAACGAAGACGUUGACGAUACGAACGACAGGACAGAUAGAACAUUGUGAACUAAACCGCCAUCAAGCGAGGAACGCACAGGAACAAAUUGUCUAAGUUGAAGUAAUAAAGAAAUUGUCUAAAUUAAAGUAAGAACAAAUUGUUUAACUCGGAAUCCUACAUAUAUAAGCUCAUAUGUAUAUAAAUUGACAAAUUUAAAUUUGCAUAUGCCAUAUUCCUGUGUGCCUAGUAAUGAAGUGUUUUCUAUAGAGGAUUUUGAUUCAGCCGAAGGGAAUUCAACAAAGUUUUACAGAGCACCAGACAGACAGACAUAAUAUAUACUCCUUACUGUUAACUUUUGGUGAAAAAUGUGUCUGUGGUAAUUAGUCUUCGCGAGACGAGUACCCCUCGAAAUUACAUACGUUCCUGUCAUUGAGACUUCUCUAUACAUUAAAGUUUUCUGUUCCUUGUUUGCUGGAAGUGAUGUGGGUAAAGGGAAAAAGUACCCUUUAUAUGUUGGUGGUGUAUUGGCGGUGAUAUUA
Molecule: messenger RNA, 1343 nt
Organism: Anastrepha obliqua
Lineage: Eukaryota; Metazoa; Arthropoda; Insecta; Diptera; Tephritidae
Exons: 2
Coding region: 135-731 (198 amino acids)
Source: RefSeq, a predicted model, not a curated record